Molecule: messenger RNA, 818 nt
Organism: Vanessa tameamea
Lineage: Eukaryota; Metazoa; Arthropoda; Insecta; Lepidoptera; Nymphalidae
Exons: 3
Coding region: 34-741 (235 amino acids)
Source: RefSeq, a predicted model, not a curated record
UUAUGUACAUAACCAUAUGAUUGAUGGCGUACCAUGUUGUUAGUAGUUCGAGUAUCUACGGCGAUGGUGACUCUAGUUUUGUUGGUAAACGCUCGUGGUGGCAAUGAAGGUGUCAGCAUACGUGAAAAUAAACCAAAGUCGUUAAUAAAAGCAUUACGUCGUCAGCUGAUGUACGAUAACUCCGAUUAUUCACUGGAAGACACAAAUAGUACUUAUGGGAGAAAACAUGAAAAGAAAACUAGAAAGAACUUUUAUGUGUCAGAUCUUGUAAUCAAUGGAAAAGAAGACGAAGAAAAUAACUUCACCUCUGAAGUCAACGAACAUAAGAAAGAUAAUAACAAAAAUAUUGAACUCGUUGUAUCGAAGAAAGAUCUUUUAUAUUACAUUGACGAUGACAAGUUACCUUGGCAGAAAAAUUACGAUUUUCGGGCAGAAUCGACGGCAAAAUACAAGCUGUUAAAGGCAAAACAUCAAUACCGGCGAUCUGGUCAAGCACGACUUAUUCAAGAAGAAGACAAGGAAGGGGUAGCCAUAGUUAAUCUCGAUAAGGGACCUUUCCCCGAACUAAGACUUCCUAACUCAAGAAGACAAUACAUGCACGACCAUGGUGAAGUUAUGACCGAGGAAGAAGAAGUUCCCCCACCUGUCGUGAAUACGAGUGAUCCCGAAGCGGCUGCAGACGAAUUCGGAAAUGCAACAGUAACAGAAAUCACUGAUACAGUAGCAACAAACACUAACUAAUAAUUCGGCUCAUCUCGCAACUUAUGUCAUGGAAUAUUAAAAACUAGAGAAUUGAGGACAUUUUUUAAUAAAUAAAA